AUGAAUGGGACUGACUCCCAAAAUAGUCGGAAAUAUCAUGAACGAAACAAUGGACUGAUCUCCCAAUAUCUUUACAUUGACCGACUACUGGACUCUUCCCUACCCCAUAACCUGAUCGAGGAUUACAACGGAUGCAAUAACCAUGUUUCUGGAAACGGAAUUCUUCAACCACCCUCGCUGGAAGAUAAUCAAGCCGAGGCACCAGAACCCAAUCCUAAGAUUGGAAGGAUCAAACGCACCCCACAUAAUCUUUAUCGGAUUCCCGAUGAGACAACACCCUUGGUCCAAUCUCCCGAGGCAGAAAAUGGCCCAUUAGAUCCAUUCCCUGAUCUUGAAUCGCAUGGCGGGAUGGCCCCAGAUGACGAGGAGCGCGUCGUCAACCUGGCUAUUCGCAUCAAUUUUGUCGCCAACGUUGCUCUCCUAGCCUCCAAGAUCGCUAUCAUGGCAAUGACCAGCUCCAUGUCUAUGCUAGCCGGUCUAGUUGAUGGGGUUUUGGACUUUCUCAGCACAGUGAUUGUCUGGGUGACCACCAUUAUGAUCCGCCGACAAGAUCGCAACCGGUAUCCUAUUAGCCGACGGCGAUUAGAGCCCAUUAGUGUGUUAAUCUUCUCGGUGAUCAUGGUGACUUCCUUUUUCCAGGUAGCACUGUCGUCUAUCAAACAAUUGCUUGGAGAUGACCGUACGGUUGUUGAGCUAUCUAUACCAUCUAUCGCAUUGAUGGGUGGUACUGUUUUGGUUAAGCUGCUCUGCUGGAUCUGGUGCCGGUUGAUUCCUAGCCCUAGCGUCCAAGCCUUGGCCCAGGAUGCCAUGACUGACGUUGUUUUCAACACGUUUAGCAUCAUCUUCCCACUAAUUGGUACUGUUGCAAAUAUCUGGUACUUAGAUCCCCUGGGUGGCCUGAUCCUCUCCUUUUACAUAAUGUGGAACUGGGGUCAGACGGCUACCGAAUACAUCCAGCGGUUGACAGGUGCAGCUGCCUCUCCCGACGAUCAUAGCAUUUUGCUGUAUAUGACCAUGCGGUUCUCCAGAGUGAUUCACAAAAUUCAGGAUUUGAAAGCCUACUACGCAAGUGACAAGCUGAACGUUGAGGUUGACCUUGUUGUGGAUGAAAAGAUCAGUUUACGGGACAGUCAUGACGUUGGCGAGAGUUUGCAGUACAUCAUCGAGAGUGUGCCGACAGUCGACCGUGCUUUCGUGCAUUUGGACUAUGACGAGUGGAACCUGCCCAGCCAUAUGAAUCAGAUGGAGCGGUAA
Messenger RNA from Penicillium hordei, 1254 nucleotides. RefSeq names its product cation diffusion facilitator family transporter. The transcript has 3 exons. Gene Ontology annotation, cellular component: membrane. NCBI's taxonomy places the organism in Eukaryota, Fungi, Ascomycota, Eurotiomycetes, Eurotiales, Aspergillaceae. Gene Ontology annotation, biological process: monoatomic cation transport; transmembrane transport. The record is from RefSeq and is a predicted model, not a curated record. The coding region runs from base 1 to 1254 and encodes 417 amino acids. Gene Ontology annotation, molecular function: monoatomic cation transmembrane transporter activity.